Molecule: messenger RNA, 1563 nt
Organism: Micromonas pusilla CCMP1545
Lineage: Eukaryota; Viridiplantae; Chlorophyta; Mamiellophyceae; Mamiellales; Mamiellaceae
Exons: 2
Coding region: 1-1563 (520 amino acids)
Biological process (GO): positive regulation of transcription by RNA polymerase II; negative regulation of DNA-templated transcription
Cellular component (GO): chromatin
Molecular function (GO): histone acetyltransferase activity; transcription coregulator activity
Source: RefSeq, a predicted model, not a curated record
AUGUCCUCCGAGAACCCCGCGAGACCGCCCGCGGACGCGCCGGCGUCGACCGCGCCGCCCGCGGACGCGCCAGUGCGCGAUCGAUCCGGCGGCGACGCGUCCACGUCCGCGACCGCCGCGACGAUCGCGAGCGCCGCGGAUCCCGCGUCGACCGCGCCCGCGCCGGACGCCGCGAUCGCGCCCGCGCCGGACGCCGCGAUCGCGCCCGACGCCGCCGCCGCCGCCGCGGCGGCGGCGAAUGCGCCGCCGACGCCGACGGUCACCCCGCCGCCCACGCAGACGAUCUUCGCCAAGGGCGACAAGGUGUCCGCGUUCGCCGCGUUCGACUCCACGCGCAAGCACGCGGACGUGCUCGAGGUGCGACGCCCCGCGGGGUUCGACCCCACCACCGGCGACCCCGCGAAGAUCUCGUACUACGUCCGGUACGACGGGUUCGACAAGCGCCUGGACGCGUGGGUGAGCGGCGACAAGCUGUGGCCGGCGGCGACGAGGACGAAGGGAUCGGGCGUCGACCUCGGCGACCUUUCGGGCGCGGGCGGCGCGACGAGGAAGAUGACGCGGACGCUGAAGCGGCGGUACAACGAGAUCAACAACGUCGGCGUCGCGACGGAGGAUCUCACGGCGCUCGAUCAGAAACUGGAGCACGAGCACGACGAGAGGACCAAGGUGAAGAACAUCGGGAUCGUGGAGUGCGGGAAGUACGAGGUGGACGCGUGGUACUUCUCGCCGUAUCCGGAGGAGUAUCAGCACUGCGACCGUCUGUACGUGUGCGAGCACUGCCUGAAGUACAUGCGCAAGGAGCGGACGCUUCUGAAGCACAAGGCGCGGUGCGCGGCCUCGCAUCCGCCGGGGAAACGCAUCUACGAGCACCCGCGAAAGGCGGAGGGCAAACCCACGGUGUCGUUCUGGGAGAUCGACGGCGCGGGCGACGGGAAGGUGUACUGUCAGAACCUGUGCUUGCUCGCGAAGCUUUUUCUGGACCACAAGACGCUGUAUUACGACGUCUCGCCGUUUUUGUUUUACGUCAUGACGGAGGAGGACGAGACGACGGGGAAGCACUCCGUCGUGGGCUACUUUUCCAAAGAGAAGUGGUCCGUCGAGGACUACAACCUCGCGUGCAUUCUCACGCUGCCGCCGUACCAGCGCAGAGGGUACGGCAGCUUCCUGAUCGCGAUGUCGUACGAGCUCUCGAGCCGCGAGGAAAAGCUCGGGACCCCCGAGCGUCCGCUGUCCGACCUCGGGCAAGUGUCGUACCGCUCGUUUUGGAGCAAACGCAUUCUCGAGGUGUUGCAGCGCGCGAAAGGGAACCUCUCCGUGAAGGACAUCAGCGCGGAGACGUCGUUCAAGGAGAUGGACAUCGUCAGCUCGCUGCAGUCGCUGAACCUGUUGAAGUACUGGAAAGGGCAGCACAUCAUCAGCGCGACGCCGAAGAUCAUCGAGGAACACCUGAAGACGUUUACGCGAAAGAACGCGAUUGAGAUUAAUCCAGACCUGAUGCGGUGGACGCCGCCGGUGUUCGCGCCGCCGCCGAACCCGCGCAAGGGCGGGGCGAACCGGCAGUGA